UUGUUGUAGUUGUUGUUGUUCGGUUUGGGUUAGUUCGAUUAAAAGCCAAUGGCAAAUGUUGGAACAUACUCAGUUUAAAAGAGACACCUUCAUCGUCGUCAUUGUCUUCGUUUUAGUCGUCGUCGUCGGAUGAAUCCACCAAAAAAUAAAAAAAAGAAACAAAACAAAAUAAAAAUAAAGAUACAAAUUUUGGGCAAAAAUAUAGUUUUUCUUCGUUGUACCUCCGCCGGAAUUGUUUUAUGUUUUAUAACCAACUUAAUUAAGUUACAAUCGAUCAAUUAAGCUAUCAAUAUGUAAAUAAACAAAAAUUCACACAUGAUAUUGAAUAAAUAAUGACGAAAAUAAAAUAGACUUUCAAAAAGGAAUUGAUAUAGAAAGUUAAUUAAUUAAUAAAAUCUAUAUUUUUUAAAUAGAUACUUUUUUAAAAAAGCAACACAUUUUCGUUGCUUCUGCUUUGAUUUGAUUUGCUUUGCUUUGCUUUGAGUUGCGUUGUUGCUUUAAAAGUGAGGUGAGGUUAACUUUUGCCAAAUCGAUAGCCAGCUACAACGGUACUAAUAGCUACAUGUACCAAUAGAUACUUAGAUACUUUGUGAAUGAAAACUCCUUUGAUGCACCCAACAACAAAAAAUAAAACCCGUUGCACAAUACCGUUUGCCAUUUGUCGUUUGUCGGUCAAAAUCAACAUUGUUUUUUUUUUAUUUUUAGAUUUAAUUGAAGUUAAAAAUUGAUGCAAAAAUGUAAAAACCAAAACAAAAUAUAACUAAAAAAAGCAGAGAAAGCUUGCGACAAAGCUAAAGAAAAAAAGAUACUCGCGUAUCUUUAAGAGGAUUGUGUUUUGUGUUUGUUUGUAUUUUUAUUCGUUCAUCUGUUCGUCGUCGUUUUGUACCAUAAAUUGGCAUUCUCUUGAAAAAGUAUCUGUUGGAUUAAGUUGAGUGGUAUAAGAUUCGGAUUGGACUGACUCAUAGCUCCAAGGAAGAGCAAGUGUUGAGAGUUCGGUCUUCCCAGUCCCAGCCUUUUAUUUGUUCUGUCUUUUCCAUUUUAAACACACCAACUAGUGAAUUAAGAAAAUAAAAAAUAAAAAAGUAUCUAUCGAAUAUCAAAAGUAUCUAUAAUACCUACCCAUCGAAUCGCCUCGCCAUUUGUCUAUUUAAUCGCUAUCCGGUGUAUCGGAACUACGGUGCGUUGGCUUUGUUCGAUUCGAUUCGAUUCUUUAUUUAUUUGUGCGGGUUUUGAUGUGCGUGAGUGAUCAAGCCUGUCCAACCGGCACAAUAAAAACAGGAACAGGCCCUUUUGUGUUGAGCAUACUCUACGGUGACAGCGGCGGCGGGCGUCGACUCUAAUUUUAAUAUUUAUUAGUGCACUCACACUCACUGAAUGCGCAGAGAGGUGUUUAUUCAUUCAUAAUUCGAUCGUUGCUAGGUAUACCCCACAUCAUUAUCUAACAGGUGAAAGAAUCGCUCUUUGUGUAAUGUGAUGUGAUGUGACUAUGCGUAUGCAUGCUCCUUCGGUUACGUCAUUAUAAGGAUUUACUUGGUUAAGUUGACAAGUAGGAUCCUUACAAACAGCAUCUCUAGAGCUGAGUUAUCCUCCACAUACAUAAUAUAAGAGAAAAGAAGACGACGAACGCUAGUGUCCUCUUGUAGACGACGACGACACUACAGAGCAUUACAGCAAAAUAUAUAAAGGACAAAAGGACAUUCAACAAUUAUUAUUAUCAUCAUCGUCAUCGUCAUAAUCACAAACCUCCUCGUGCUCCUCGUGUAGGAGGCUGGAGGACUAAGCAAAUAGCGAAAAUCAUCUUUCUCUGCGCAGAAGAGGCUGCUGGGAAAGAAGAGAAGGACUUUCGGCGGCGUUGGCAGUAGUUUGGCAUAGCAGAAGAGGAAUAGCAAGUGAGGAUAAGAAGAACAAGGAGAAAAAUAAAAAGAAGCAGAAGAGCCAGGAUGUGAUGUUUUCACAACUGACAAAUUGAACAAUGGUGCUAAAAACAAACAAGGAAUUGAUUGAAAAAGGAUUUGAUUAAAAAUCUUUUUCUUCUUUAUAACUGGAACUAUUUUGGAAAAAUUUUAUAAGGACACCCCUGAGCUAACUUGAAGAAAGGAGCAACAUCACCACCAACCUCAACCACCAAGCGCAACUCUGAGAAUACAAAAGACAUCACGACAUCUUUUUGCAUUCAAAGUCGGGGCUGGGCGGGAGAUCUUUUGAAUUUUUAACAAACAAAAAAAAAAUAAACGAAAUAAAAUAAAAUAAAAUAUUUAUCAAAUAAAAAACUACAACAAAAAGACAAAAUGGGGCUACCACCAUCACCUUUAAGGCGAAGAAGCUGUCUGAUUGUGACAACUGUUAUUGUUCUGGUGCCUUUCACAGUCCUCGUGUUAAUUGUCGGUCCAGAUCUCUCAACAGAACAAACCCUAUCACAGCGCCUGGCGGAAUACCAAAUGCGCCUACAAUAUCUCGAAUCAAUGUACAGGACGCGACAAGAGGACGUGGCGAUACUCUCGCAAUAUCUGGGACUGUCGCAAAGUCCUACAAGCAGUACGAACAGCGGUCCAGGUGACAACACCUCCCACAUACCAUUCAAUACGUCCUCCAUGCUGGAGGCCCUCAGUCCAGAGGCGAGAUUGAUUUUGAAAAAUUCCACCCUCUCAUCGAGGUUCCCAUCGAGUUUGAGAAUGCCAACGGCAUUCCAUUUCCUGCCGCAUCUUCUCGACGACCCGAUGUCGCUUAAGCCAUCGUUCCUCAUGUCCAAGGGAAGAACUGGUGUGAGUAUAGUCCUUGGAGUUCCUACAGUCAAGCGCGACAAGCAAUCCUAUUUAAUGAGUACGCUCCAGAAUUUAAUCACGAACAUGGACGAAGUCGAGCAGAACGAAACCCUGAUAGUAGUCUUUAUCGGGGAAACGGACAUGGACUACAUUAGUCUGACGGCAAAGCAAAUCGAGGUCCGUUUCGGUUCGUACAUCGAAAAUGGACUCAUUGAUGUGGUUGCACCGUCGGUGUCGUACUAUCCGAACUUCGAUAAGCUGCGGAUAACACUGAACGAUCCGCUGGAACGUGUCAAAUGGAGAUCCAAGCAGAAUCUGGAUUUUGCCUUUCUCAUGGCUUAUGCCCAGCCUAAGGGCACCUUCUAUGUCCAGCUCGAGGAUGACAUCCUCGCCAAGCGAGCUUUUGUGACAAUCAUGAAAAAGUUUGCCAUCGACAAGACAGCCAUAAGGGACAACUGGAUUGUUCUGGACUUUUGCCAGCUGGGUUUUAUUGGCAAAAUGUUCAAGUCAGCCGAGCUUCCAUGGCUAAUAACAUUUUUUCAAAUGUUCUACAACGAUAAGCCUGUUGACUGGCUGUUGGACCAUUUAAUCGACACAAAAGUCUGCAAUUGGGACAAGGACCAGAAACAUUGCAAACAAGAGAAGGCCAAGUACUGGUUUCAUUACAAGCCCUCGCUAUUCCAACACAUCGGCACCACUUCAUCACUAAAGGGUAAAGUGCAGAAACUUAAGGACAAGCAAUUUGGCAAGAUUCCAAGCUUCUACCCGCAUCACAACCCACCGGCCUCGGUCAAGACGAACAUAGCACCCUACAAGAAUUUCCAUCUAAAUCGUGCGUAUCGGGGGGAGUCGUAUUUCUGGGGACUCCUACCCCAGCCUGGCGACUUGGUGCAGUUCGUUUUUAGUCAUCCAAUUAGUUUGAAGAGGUAUCUAUUCCGGAGUGGCAAUAGUGAACAUCCAUCGGAUAGAUUCUACAACACCACGGUGGAGGUGCUCCCGGACUCGUUGACUGAGACAUCGCCGAUUUGGAGUACGUACAAUUCGACGGCAGAUGGGUAUUUGAUUGUGGGUGGAUUCGAUGCUUUUGGGCUGGCAGAGGGUGCUAUUGAUCCGAAAAUUGGAACGAUAAAAGAGAUCCGGCUACAUGUGCACAGCGAUAGUGAAAAUUGGGCGUUAUUGAGUGAGAUUCAUCUACAAGAUUUAAGCAACAAUGUCAGGUGACCACCAAAGCCAAUAAUUCGUAGAAAAUUCUCACAACAGGCAUAAAACAACACCCGUCUCUAUUUUAAGAGCUUUUGCCAUAAAACAAAACAAAAAACUAAUAAAUUCCUUAAGACUACAAGUAAAAAGAAACAAUGAACCAUUAACUAACAAUAAUCUAAAUAUUGUCUACAUUUUGUAUAAUUAUUAUUAAUAUUAUUAAUAUUGUUAAAUAUAAAAUAAAGAAAAAACAAACUAAGUAAACAAUGAACAAAAAAACAAAACAAAAAAUCAAAACUAAGGAUUUCCGUUACAAGGCGUGUGUAUAUUUUUUGAGUUUAAGCAUGAGCAGGCUUUUAUAUAAAUAUUUAAAUAAAUGUUUUUAGUGCUAACUAUGAUAGAACAAAACAACAACAAAAACAAAAAACAAAACAACUUUACACUUUAAGAUAAUCUAUUUAAACACAUUAAAUAUAAAUGUUUAAAGAAAAAAUAACUGAAUAACUGUGAUAAAUUAUAAAUGUUAAAUGUAAAACGAAAAACAAAAAUAAAGUUUUUAUUAAAAAAAAAGUAAGUAAAAAGAAAAAUGAAAUAAUAUGUGGUACUUUACGUGUAGUAAAAUUUAAUUGAAUCAUUAAUGAAACAAAACAAAACGAACUUAAAUAGAGUAAAUAAAUGUUGUAGGCAUAAUUUUUUGAACAAUAAAAUAAAAAAACGAACACACUAAGCAAACACGAUUAAUUAAUUAAUUAAUAAAAUAA
Molecule: messenger RNA, 4723 nt
Organism: Eupeodes corollae
Lineage: Eukaryota; Metazoa; Arthropoda; Insecta; Diptera; Syrphidae
Gene: Mgat4a
Product: alpha-1,3-mannosyl-glycoprotein 4-beta-N-acetylglucosaminyltransferase B
Exons: 7
Coding region: 2289-3983 (564 amino acids)
Biological process (GO): protein N-linked glycosylation
Cellular component (GO): endoplasmic reticulum-Golgi intermediate compartment; Golgi stack; endoplasmic reticulum
Molecular function (GO): acetylglucosaminyltransferase activity
Source: RefSeq, a predicted model, not a curated record